AUGUUCACUGAUGAUUACAACAGAAAAACAUGGGUUUAUUUCUUACAUGAGAAAUCAGAAGCCUUAAAUGCAUUCAAACACUUUAAGGUGGUUGCAGAGAAUGAGAUAGAGAAAACGAUCAAGGUUCUUCGAACUGAUCGUGGUGGAGAAUACAAUUCAAAAGCCUUUGAAAAUUUUUGGGCUAUACAUAGCAUUCGCCAACAGCUUACGGCAACUUAUGGACCACAACAGAAUGAUUUGACACCUGAAGAGGCAUGGAGCGGCCAUAAACCAGCAGUUGGUUACUUCAAAGUUUUUGGCUGCAUUGCAUAUGCACGUAUUCUAGAUCAGAAAAGGAAGAAGCUUGAUGACAAAGCUGAGAUGUUGUAUUUAAUGAAGAGAAGACAUGGAAUUAGAGUGAUGAUGUUUCUCAACAGCAGCAGAAGAUUCCAGUCAAUUUUGAUGACAACAUGGAACAACAACAACUGGAACAGUAGCAGCCACAACAAUUCUGAAUGGGUGUUUGAUUCCGUUAGUGGAACUAAAGGAAGUGAUGAUGAUCCACUUAAUAAUACUUGGGAGUUGACAGAGCUUCCACAAUGGCAUAAGAUAAUUGGUGUCAAACGGGUCUUUAAGACAAAGCUGAAUAAGAAGGGUGAGAGUCAUAAGCACAAAGCACGCUUGGUGGCGAAAGGUUACAAGCAAGAGUACAACGUUGAUUACACAGAAUUGCUUGCGCCAGUCGCAAGGCAUGACACAAUCUGA
This is a messenger RNA of Prunus armeniaca (apricot), 744 nucleotides long. The record is from the annotation of a GenBank genome assembly. Lineage: Eukaryota; Viridiplantae; Streptophyta; Magnoliopsida; Rosales; Rosaceae.